Messenger RNA from Linum trigynum, 2745 nucleotides. The record is from the annotation of a GenBank genome assembly. NCBI's taxonomy places the organism in Eukaryota, Viridiplantae, Streptophyta, Magnoliopsida, Malpighiales, Linaceae.
AAUUCAGAAUUCCCCAGCCCAAAUUGCUUCAUCCAAAUUUUCUGCUGUCAAACGGAUCAAUCUAGCACAAUUGACUCAAAACGAGAUAAUUGUAUCAAAUUGAUCCAUUAAAAUUCCUCAUCCAAACGACCCCUAGGAAUUCCGCUGAAAAUCCCAGUAGAAAAAGCGAUAUUUAUUUUCUCUCUCUCCUCCCUCCUUAUUUUCGAACCCUUUUUAAAUCAUUUUGGAACUCAUCUCGCCGGGUUAGACGGUGCCUUAUUAUUUUCCCUUUUGCCAAAAAAAAACACCACAACCCCAAAGGAGGUAAGAAAGAAAGAGAUCCCAAAACUGAAAACUCUCUCUAUCGGAGAAAGGAAAGCGAAGGCGGAAGAGAGGAAAAUGGCGGAUCAGCUCACCGACGAUCAGAUCUCCGAGUUCAAGGAGGCCUUCAGCUUGUUCGACAAGGAUGGCGAUGGUACGCGAGCCUUCUUUUCUUUCUCCAUUCUCUCCCUCGCUCUUUUUUAUCCUUCCGCUUUCGUUCUUCUUCGUAGCUGUAGAUCUGAUGUCUCGUCUGUAUCCUUGAUGGCGAUGUCGUUUGCAGAGAUUGAUUCCUCGUCUUGUCCAGCUGCUGUUUAGUGAUUUAAGUUAGUUUUCCUAUUCCGUUUUUGUUUCCGCUUCCUGAGAUCCGUUUCCGCCGGUCGGUCUAGUUUGGAGGCGACGUAGUGUUUUCUACGGCCUGUGUUUUAGGCGUUUCAUGAGGCGUAGAAAUAGAUUGGUUCAGGAACCAUGAUGCCUUUCUUCCUCGCAUACCGGAUUAAUCGAGUCAACUUAUCUCGUUUAUGGAGGAGGUUAUUUCCAUUUCUUGCUGCGUUUCUGGAACGCAAUAUACAUGUUCAUUAGUCAGAAAGCAGAAUCGCCAUAAUCGUUAGGCAAAGUAGCAGAUCGCGAUUGAUUGGUGACUCGAAGGAACUUGCUAGUUGUUCUUAUGGUGUUCCGCACAUGUCAGUCGAUUGUCCUUUCCUUCGUUUUCCUCAGAAUUAAAUUCUUCGUCCUGUUUUCUGGAUGAACGAUGCAAUUGAUGGUAGGAUCUCAUGGAAUGACGACUGCUCUUGAUGGAUUCUUACGAGUGUUUGUAAUUUUUGGAACUUGGGAAUUCAGAUCCAGUGAAGAUAUCUUGGUUUUAGUUUUACUUUUCCAUGGCUGCUGGCUGGAUAUACUGGACUGUCGACAAGUGUUUGAUGAAGAGACACUACAGUUGUCUUGGUCUUUUAUAGCAAAAAAAAAUCUUGUUAAUGCAAAGUGAAACAUGCAAGCAAUUGAUUGGGCAAGUUGGAAUGGGGUAGAAAGUGACAUCUUAUCUUCUCUCAAAAUCAAAGCUAAUUCUUGAUUUGGAAAGAAGAUAAGAAAGCUAUCAUAAGGACUUGACUAUGAAUACAUAUUUUCCUAAUUUGUUGAUAUGGAUUUGUUUGCUGAGUAAUCUUAUGAAUUGAUAAUGAACCAUUGUGCUGUGUGCUAUGCCAUAGGUGGAUGUAGUGUUUGUUUGGACUUCUGGUCGCUUCAUACGCAGGCCAUAGAAGCUUUUGAAUGUUUGGUGUGUGUACUUGUGGUGAUUUCCAAGCUUGGUUUGAGUAAUUGAGUUUCUGGUGUGAACAUAUAAAUGUAGUGCAGGUGCAGCCUUGACCAAGCAUGCUUCUGCUCAUGCAGAAUUGGGUGCCAUUGCAGCAUCUCGCGAAUAACGAUGGUUAUUUCUCCAUUUUGCAGGUUGUAUCACCACCAAGGAGCUGGGAACCGUGAUGAGGUCGCUGGGCCAGAACCCUACGGAGGCAGAGCUCCAGGACAUGAUCAAUGAGGUGGACGCUGAUGGAAACGGGACCAUUGACUUCCCAGAGUUCCUGAACCUGAUGGCAAGGAAGAUGAAGGACACCGAUUCGGAGGAGGAGCUGAAGGAGGCCUUCAGAGUCUUCGACAAGGACCAGAACGGUUUCAUCUCAGCGGCUGAGCUCCGCCACGUGAUGACCAACCUCGGCGAGAAGCUGACCGACGAGGAGGUCGAUGAGAUGAUCAGGGAGGCUGAUGUCGACGGCGAUGGCCAGAUCAAUUACGAGGAGUUCGUCAAGGUCAUGAUGGCCAAGUAAAUGAUCUCUCUACCCCCCAGUUACCACGUUUGAUAAGGAACUUAUCGAUUUUUAAGAAGAAAAAAUUACAAAAAAAAAAAAAGUGAAUCGUGUUCUUUUUGGGGCAAAUUCUAAGAAAGGGGAGCAGUAGGAAUUUGUGGUGUUUUUUGUUUUUUUGUUUUACUUAGUGGGUGGAGCUGGUGGUGUGACAUUUCUAUCUCUGUUAUAAACUUCUCUGUCUAUUAUGUUUGUCUAUUGAAUGUUAUAUUUUCUACAUUAGCAUCUUUCGAGUACUUGAAGAGUGGCUUGGGGAGAAAGGAUUCAGCGUUUAUCUUUAAUGAAUGAAUGCAAGUGUUCUGUUCUUCAUUUGUGGCGUUGUUUUCAGCUUGUGGAAAGGCAGCCUUGUUUGUCUUCUUAAUCGUAAUCUAUGGAAAUGGGAUUUUUAUUUUAUGUGGGAGGAAAGGAAAAGGGCAAUCAUGUUACGGUUGAUUCAUCAUUCUCCUAAAUGAUCACGGUGACAUUAGUAAAAUGUUGCUACAUUAGAGUACUAGUAUAUCAAAAAGAGCUUCUUAUUUGGCUAUAUUGAGUUUAUGUAUCCAAGAUUAAGGCAAAUUUUUGAGAACCAAAUACCAAAUGAACUAAAUCCAUGAUA